GAGAGUGUGAGUGUGUGUGUGUGUGUGUGUGUGUGUGUGUUGGCGUCGUAGCGAUGGCCGCUCGGUGGAAGGUCUGCUGCCUGCUCUCUCUCCUCCUGCGGCUGCAGUCGUCUACCUGCCUCGCCCAGGAACCUGCAGACAGAGACGCCGUCUCCCUGCAACAUGGUGAGCAGCACGGUGGGCAGGUGAGGAGCGCCGCUCGGCCCCUCAGGUCGCUGCUGCAGCUGACGCCUCGCUCUGACGGCCCGGGCAGGAAGCUGCUCCAGACCGCCGGCGCCGCCGUGCCCUUCCCGCCCCUGAAGGUCCUGUCCAAUGGGAAGCCCUGCAUCCUGUUCCGGGCCAGGAAGCUUUCUAUUGGCUACCAGAACCAGAAGCAGCUGGAUCUGACCAAUCAGGCGUUCUCUCCUCAUCAGCCUGUCGACAUCAGCGGCUCCACCUGCCACAGGGACAAGGCCACGCUGCUCAUGAGGUUUGGAGACGUGGCGGACCUCAGAGGCUUGUCGAUAAGGCUGCAGCUGUCCAGCACGCUGUACGAGUCCUCGGGCCAGCGCUGGUUCUCUCUCGACGGCGUCUCUCUGCUCUACAACUCGUCUGAAGAAGCCGUGUUCAACGCCAGCGAGGUGUUCGCCCCCGCCGCCUCGUCCUUCCACUGCCGGCACGUCAGCAGCCUGACCCGCCACGGGGGCCUGCUGACCCCCCACGGCCCGCACACACACACCUGGAGCCUCACCUUCACAGACUUCCAGAUCCAGGCGUUCGACGUCUCCUCGGGGAAGUUUUCUCCGGCGAGCGACUGCGCCGCCUUCCUGACGCCGGCCAUCCUGAUGGGCCUGGUCACCUCGCUCAUCCUGCUGCUGGUGCUCGCCUACGGCCUGCACAUGCUCGUGCACCUCAAACACAUCGAGCGCUACGAGGAGCACAAGGCCGCCGCUGCCGCCGCCGACCUGCCCCGCAGCCCCGAGCCGCCGGGGCGCCGCCGCCAGCCCGACGCCGCCGACAACCACUCCCUGUAGGGCCUCCUGUCUUUAGAGACGGCUUUCAGAGCACGCCGCUGACAUCUGGAGGUCUGGGUUACACUCUGAGCUUAACGCCACGCGGGAAUCGAACCGGCAGCCUCCCCACAGCGCCGCUGUGAUGUCAACCUGCACAGGAAAACCGAUCAGAGGAACCACAUCACUGCCCUCAGAACCGGACGGGUCGCCCUGCACCGACACCUCAGCCUCUUCAGCCCGGCCCGUCCCGUCAGCGGGUUCAUCGUCGCUGUGCGGCUGAACUUCAUUCAAACCCACAGAACUUUAUUUAAAAUUGUAGCUGAGAUCCUCAAGUUUCCCAAAGAUCGCAAACAUGAGCUGCUACGUCUAAAAUGAGGCAUAAGACAUGUAGAUCUUUUCUGUUUGAUGUGAUUCUGCAGCUAUAAAACAACGGCAGCUCGG
Myripristis murdjan (pinecone soldierfish) is the source of this 1433-nucleotide messenger RNA. Its product is annotated as V-type proton ATPase subunit S1-like. NCBI's taxonomy places the organism in Eukaryota, Metazoa, Chordata, Actinopteri, Holocentriformes, Holocentridae. The transcript is spliced from 8 exons. Gene Ontology annotation, cellular component: proton-transporting V-type ATPase complex. Gene Ontology annotation, molecular function: ATPase activator activity. The record is from RefSeq and is a predicted model, not a curated record. Bases 54 to 1013 code for a protein of 319 amino acids.